This is a messenger RNA of Symbiodinium sp. CCMP2456, 2436 nucleotides long. The record is from the annotation of a GenBank genome assembly. Lineage: Eukaryota; Dinophyceae; Suessiales; Symbiodiniaceae.
AUGGGAAUUGGGACGACCGGGCCGUUCAGCUUGAAAGACCUUCAUGGAGUGCUACCAGCAAAGCUCCGGGUUCUCUCGCCAGAGACGCAAAGCGAAGCUGAGCUUUGGUGGAGGCUUUGCAGCUCGGGCAGCAGGUUCGGGACGUCGACCUCAUCCACCUCAUCCGCCACGCCGGCAAGCAGACUGCGUUCAUCGUUCCAGCUCUUCUUUACGGAGGAGCCGCAGGUCUACGACACGGACGCGGACCAUGAUUUGGACGAUGAUGACCCGGUGGCAGAAGAGGAGAUGGCCGAGAAGGAGGAGGUCCUCAACGACACACUGGGCAAGGCAAAGCAGGUGGUCGACGUCUUGAAGCGUGUCGACACCGAGAUGGAUGCUGCCAAGGCCCAACUGGUCGAGAUUGGUGCAAAGGCCAUCGACUUCAAAGCCCGCUUUCGCUUCCGAAACGCAGCUGCUACAGCGAGCGCCGCUGCACAGCUCGUGGGUCAGCCUGGCGAGGUCAACGACAAACUUCGGGCCAUCUCAGAGGAAGCCCAACAGCUGGAAGACCAGAUGGCCUACACGACCGUCGGCAGUCCUUUUCGCUACCGUGUGCGGCUCUCCAAACUCGCAGGCGAGGCCGAGCGCGCUGGCCAGCUGAUGGAGACGAGGAUCCAGAAGCUGAAGGAAGCCUUGAGGAUGCUCAAGAAUGCCGGCGGAGAGUUCGUGGACGACAAUUUGGAGCCCGAAGGUGAGGGCGAGGAAGGUGAGGAGUUUGACGAGUCCGCGCCGCUUCUGACAGAAGUCCAAAGUGAUGCUGUCGAAGUGGGCAUGCAUGAGCACGAGAAUUAUCCCGACCAGGGCCAUGGCUGGCAAGAGCAGGGCCACUGGCCAGAGCAACCUGCACAACCUGGCCAAGCUGCGAUGUUUGGGCAGCCUGGGCAGAUGCCCCUGUCGAUGUUGGGCAUGGACCACCAGAUGCAGAUGGGCCACCAGAUGGGCCCCCAGAUGGGUGCACCAGGGAUGGGGCUGCCUGGGUCAGGCAUGGACAUGCAGCCUGGGACGCCAGGGAUGGCUGGACAUGAGCAUGGACACUGGCACGGGUCCCAUCUGGACCCAGUCGAGCAGGCUGCCGAGCAGAUGGCGGUGGGGGAGCGAAUGGAAGAGGCUGAGGAGACGGCUAUGUCCGGGGUGACGGCAACGAGGGAAGACGAAGAGGCCACUGCCAAAGAGAUGGAAGAUACCAUGGAGGACACCACCUGGUCCAUCGACGUGCUCCCCAUCCCUCAGCCAUCUGACGUAGAGCCACAGGAACCGGCGCCCGACGGCGUUCCACCGCUGCCGGUCGCGGAAACUUCAAGCGGCUGUCAGUGUGAUCCCACGGCCAAGUGUGCUCUUCAAGGCCAACCCUUCACCUGGUGCCGCGUUGGCAGCGAAGAGGAGCCCACCUGCGCAAAGCUGGAUGUGGCUGAAGACCCUACCGGCCGCGACCAUGCCUUGGGUGUGAAGGGAAGGCAGUGGGAUUACUGUGUUCCUCCAGCACCCGUUAAAGAAGAGGAAGGCAACGAAGGUGGUGAGAGUGGUGGCCAAGAGUUCCAGCAAUGGGAGGGGGACCAGCAGUAUGGCGGUGGCCACGAUCAGUUCGGCGGCCCAACCGGCUUCUAUGCCCAACAAGGCGCUGGCCACGGCCAAUCGGGCCACACCUUACCAGGCUCUUUCUACGAUCAGUUCGGCGGUCUGGGCGGUGGUCAAGGCCAAUUCGGAGGUGCUGGCUACGACCAAGUCGGCUACAACACGCAAGGUGUGACUGGCUACGAUCCUUACACUGGUGCCCAUUUCGAUCAGACGGGAGGUUAUGACCAGCCGUUUGAGGAUGAACACGGUGGUGAGGAGGAGGAUGAGGCGCCGGAAGAGGAAUUGACUUCUCAUUUGGGCUGUGAGUGUGCGCCGCGCCCCGACGUGCUGGAUAGAUACAUGGAUGACCCCCUCUUCCACAACUUGGAGACCGGCGAAAUCGACAUCGAGAAGAUUCCGUUCAAGGAUCGGAUCGCAGUUGAGGCCAUGCAAAACUACCAAGAGAACGGAGGAGAUCUAUGCCAGCAAACUCCUCACAGUGGCGAGUUCCUGGUGUGUCCAGCGGCCAAGGGUUGCGCUGGCAGCAACGUUGCUGGCCCAGGUGGAGCUCUGCCCAGUGGCUGGUUUUCAGGAGUGAGCGGCAAGAGCUGGGACUUCUGCGCGCCGGCGGCGAGGCCAGCUGAGUCAGAGGAGCCUGGAGAAGGCGAACUGGGCUUCGACCAGACAGGCAACGGCCAGUACGGCUACGACCAGCAAUAUGGUGCUUAUGACCAGCAAGCGAUGCACUUUCAGUGCGUUCCCGGAGCUGUGACCUUCUUGGUGGUAGCUUUGCAUCGACUGCAGAGAUCAAGUAAGAGCGCCAAAAAGGGCUCUUUUCUGUGA